Messenger RNA from Alternaria metachromatica, 1083 nucleotides. RefSeq lists its product as uncharacterized. The record is from RefSeq and is a predicted model, not a curated record. NCBI's taxonomy places the organism in Eukaryota, Fungi, Ascomycota, Dothideomycetes, Pleosporales, Pleosporaceae. The transcript is spliced from 6 exons. The coding region runs from base 1 to 1083 and encodes 360 amino acids.
AUGGCGGUACCCACACCUCCCAUCCCGCCUGUCUCGCCAGACUCGGGCCCUACCGACCCUACGCUUCCCAAGCUGCCCGCUGGAUGGAUAGCGCAGUGGGAUAACUCCACCGGCGUCUCGCAAUGGGAACUGCCCACGAGCGAAGCGCCCGUCGGCGGCUCCUCGUCCCACAGCACACCCGCGCAACAGACGAACCCAUACAACGUCCCCGGCACCUCAGGCCCCGAUGCAGGCGACGGACAAAGAGGCAUGGGCGACGGCCCGACUGGCGACAGGGCAGGUGGAUUGGGUGGCUUUGCGAUGAACGCGCUCAUGGGCAACAAGCAGAGUAAUAGUGGACAUGGCGGCGGUGGCUCGGGAAACCUCGUUGGUCAGCUCGCUGGAUCUUUCCUCGGAGGUGGUGGGAAGCAGCAUGGAAGUUCUGGAGGUCAACAUGGCGGCAGCGCUGGCCACGCAUCGAGCGGUGGUGGUGGUCUUGGAGGCAUGCUUGGAAGCGUGCUGGGUGGAGGAUCAUCGCACAACAAGCCCAACAAUGGCGACUACGGCUACUCCGGUGCCUCGUCAGGCGGCACCUACACCGGCACCGCACCGCCAACGUCCUACAACCCCAGCGCCCAAGGCGGCCAAUACGGCGGCGGCGCUCCAAGCCACGGUUACUCAUCUCCCGGUCCUGGCCAACAAUACGGUCAGGGUCAAGCCCACGGAGGCUACGGCGGACAACACUCUCCGCCCCAACAGCAGCAACACGGCCAGCACCAACCCUACGGCUCGCAAGCUGGAUUCGGUGGACAGUCAGGAUACGGUGGACCAGCACCAGGCUACGGUCAAGGACCACCGGCAGGCGGCCCACCAGGCGGCUACGGACAACAAGCUGGCUACGGAGGUCCCGCAUACGGUGCACCAACUGGUCCCUACGGCGGCGCCGCAAACUACGAUAACCACCAGCACAACCAGUACGGCGGUGCUCCCACGCACGCUAACCAAUACGGAGGCGGCCAACAGUAUCCUCCUCCACCCGGUGGCCAUCAGGCUGGAUACGGAGGCCCGCCGAGUCACCACACUCCCCAGCCGGGUUGGCAGUAA